Eucalyptus grandis is the source of this 6453-nucleotide messenger RNA. Its product is annotated as DExH-box ATP-dependent RNA helicase DExH17. Gene Ontology annotation, molecular function: nucleic acid binding; protein binding; ATP binding. The coding region runs from base 43 to 5964 and encodes 1973 amino acids. The record is from RefSeq and is a predicted model, not a curated record. NCBI's taxonomy places the organism in Eukaryota, Viridiplantae, Streptophyta, Magnoliopsida, Myrtales, Myrtaceae. The transcript is spliced from 29 exons.
ACCUCUUCCUGCGAACCCGGAAGGAAGAAAGAAGUAAAGACUAUGAUCAGCUCCAUGAAAAAGCUCUCGCCCAAAACCAGCUUCAACGCCUAUGUAGAGACGUGCUUCUCCUCAUUGAAAAGCCUCCCCGACCAAGGCUCCGCCAGAGAGGUGACGGCGCUCCACGGCCACCUCAUCAAAACGGGCGUAUCUUCGGAGCGGUACAUCGCCGUUAAGCUCCUCGUGCUGUACUUGAGUCACCGGAGGUCGAGGGAAGCGGAGCAGAUCCGGAGGGACUUUGAUGGGUCCGACGUGAUCGUGCGCAACUGUCUGAUCACCGCGAGCCUGGAGUCGGGGGACGUCGGCGAGGCGCGGCGCCUGUUCGACGAAAUGCCCGAGAGGAACGAGGUUUCGUGGACGGCGCUGGUCUCGGGCCUGAUGAAGUGUGGCCGAGUGGAGGAGUCGAUGCGGUACUUUUGGAGGAGCCCCUUCCAGAGCGUGGUUUCGUGGACGGCCGCGAUUAGCGGGUUGGUUCGGAACGGGUCGAGCUUCGACGCUCUGAAGCUUUUCAAGAAGAUGCUCGAGUCCGGGGUCAGGCCUAACAGUGUUACAUUCACUUCUUUGUUUAGGGCUUGCUCGUGCUUGAAGGAAUUUUCUUAUGGGACGAGUGUCUUGGGAUUAAUUGUUAAAGCUGGUUUAGAGCAUUGUGUAUCGAUCUCCAAUUCGCUAAUCACGUUUUUCUUGAGGAUGGGUGAGGGUGAGCAGGCUAGGAGAAUAUUUGAUCAAAUGCAAGAGAGAGAUGUCGUCUCAUGGACUGCUAUCCUGGAUAUGUAUGUUGAAAUGGGGGACUUGAGAGAGGCACGCAGAAUUUUUAAUGAGAUGCCAGAAAGGAAUGAAGUAUCUUGGAGCGCGAUGAUCGCAAGGUACAGUCAAAAUGGUCAUCCUGAAGAAGCUGUGGACCUAUUCCUUCAAAUGGUUCGUGAUGGAUUUAAGCCAACUGUUUCUUGUUUAUCCUGUGUCAUUAGCGCUCUCGCUGACUUGAAGGCUUUGCGAGCAGGGAUGAGUUUGCAUGCUUGGGUUAUAAUGAUUGGAAUUGUGGAAGAUGUAUAUAUUAGCAGUUCUCUAAUUGACUUGUAUUGCAAAUGUCAAAAUACCGCGACAGGACGCUUGAUAUUCGAUUCAAUGUCGUUAAAGAAUGCGGUUUCCUGGAAUUCAAUGAUCUCGGGGUACAGUUUGAAUGGACAGACGGAGGAAGCUUUGGAGCUAUUUGACGAUAGUCCUGUACGAAAUCAGGUCACCUGGAACAGCAUAAUAGCUGGUUAUGUAGAAAGUGGACAGUUUGAUAAGGCCUUUGAGGUGGUAAAUAAGAUGCUUUUGUCAGGGGAAAUCCCCAGUGAAUCCACCUUCUCUAGCAUUCUUUGUGGUUGUGCAAGCACUGCUUCACUGGAGAAAGGGAAGAACUUCCAUGCAAAAGCAAUUAAACUUGAUAUCGAGAGCGAUCUAUUCUUAGGCACUGCACUCACUGAUAUGUAUGCAAAAUGUGGAGAUAUGUGUGGGGCUAAGCAGGUUUUUGGCAGAAUGCCUGAAAAAAAUGAAUGCUCAUGGACUGCGAUGAUACAAGGUCUGGCUGAAAAUGGUUUUGCAGAGGAAUCCAUUGCUCUGUUUGAAGAGAUGGAAAGGAACUUCUCUGCAGCUCCUAAUGAGCUCAUGCUUCUGUCCGUUUUAUUUGCUUGUUCUCAUUCUGGGCUAGUCGAUAGCGGUCUCCAGUAUUUCAACGCGAUGGAGAAAGUAUAUGGUUUAAAGCCGAAUAAAAGGCAUUACACCUGUGUGGUUGAUAUGCUUUCUAGAUCGGGCCGCCUCUCAGAAGCGGAAGAAUUCAUUGAGGCAAUGCCAAUUCCACCGGAACCAAAUGCAUUGGCUGCUCUAUUAAGUGCUUGUACUAAGUACCGGAAUGAAGCCAUCGGAGAAAGGACUGCUAGAAAGCUGUGGCAACUGGGUGCAAAGGAUUCAGCGGGCUAUGUGUUAAUGUCGAACAUAUAUGCUUCAGCUGGAAGAUGGGCCAAUGUUGAAAAUACCCGGAAGUUGAUGAAGGAAAGCGGGUUGAAGAAGAGUGUCGGCUGUAGUUGGGUCGAAGUGAAGAAUCGGGUUCGCUCUUUCUACUCGGAAGACAAAUCUCACUCUCGAUCUGCCGAGAUAUACGGAAUGCUAGAUUUAUUGAGAUUGGAGAUGUCCUCUUCUUUCGAGACACUCCCCUUGUUGAUGCGGAAAACCAUGCUGAUCCCAUCUCAUGAAGUAAACACAACUGACAAGCAGAUUGGAAGAGCACAUCAUGAUACAGAUACAAAUUUUCGGUGCUCUGCUUUCAGUUCUGCUUCUUCCUCCUGGAUAGCGAUUGAAGGAAAUCCAGUUAUGGAUUCGUACACGUUGAAGUCCGUUUCGGAUCUUCCACCGCCUUUCCGAUCGAUCUACAGUUUCAGGUACUUCAAUUCGCUGCAAAGCGAAUGUUUCCCUAGCUGUUUCCACUCCGACAUAAACAUGGUUAUCUCGGCACCAACGGGGAGUGGUAAGACAGUGCUCUUUGAGCUUUGCAUUCUGAGGCUGCUCUCGAGAUUUAUAACCGACGAAAUGAAACUUACCCCUGCCAAAGGAACACUUAAGACGAUAUACAUUGCUCCUUCCAAGGCUUUAGUACAAGAGAAGCUCAGGGACUGGAGCCGAAAGUUUGGAUCAUGGGGAAUCAAUUGCCUUGAGCUGACCGGUGAUAAUGAUGCUUACAAAGCAAGGAACAUACAGGAAGCAGACAUCAUUCUGACCACACCCGAGAAAUUCGAUGCGGUGACUCGCUACCGCAUAAAGGACGGAGGCUUGAGCUUUUUCAGCGAUAUAGCACUCUUACUCAUUGAUGAAGUUCACCUGUUGAAUGAUCCACGUGGAGCCGCUCUGGAGGCAAUUGUUAGCAGAAUCAAAAUUCUUGCUAGCAACCCAAAUUUGAAGUUGACUCCUCUUGCUCAUGUGCGCCUUCUAGCUGUCUCUGCAACGAUUCCAAAUGUUGAAGAUCUUGCUGAAUGGCUCAUGGUUCCUGCUCAAGGAAUUAAAAGGUUUGGAGAAGAAAUGAGACCAGUGAAAUUAACUACCAGAGUUCUUGGCUACACCCCAGCCAAAAAUGACUUUCUUUUUGAGCAGCGCCUUCAGAACUUCAUUUUCGACAUUCUAAUGCAAUAUUCCAAAGGGAAGUCUGCUCUUGUUUUUUGUUCAACUAGAAAAGGAGCACAAGAAGCAGCACAGCGACUUUCGCAGAUGGCAAUGACAUUUGGUUAUUCAAAUCCGUUUAUUAAGAAUAAGGAACAACAAGAGAGUCUGAGGGAAGCUUCAUUGUCUUGCGGCGACAAACAAAUGCAGUCUUACAUCAUUUAUGGCGUUGCUUAUCACCAUGGUGGGCUUGGCUUGAAGGAUCGUAACCUUGUUGAAGGUCUAUUUCUUAAGGGGGAUAUACAAGUUUUGUGCACUACUAAUACUCUUGCCCAUGGAAUCAACUUACCUGCACAUACAGUAGUAAUUAAAUCGACACGAAGCUUCAACAAGGAAAAAGGACACUACGUGGAAUAUGACCGAUCAACAAUACUGCAGAUGUCUGGAAGGGCAGGGAGGCCACCAUUUGAUGAUACAGGAAUGGUUAUUAUUAUGACGAGAAAAGAAACGGUUCAUUUGUACGAGAAUCUACUGAAUGGAUGUGAAAUUGUCGAGUCACAAUUGCUCUCUUGUGUAACAGAGCAUCUGACUGCAGAGAUAGUGCAGCUGACUGUCACUGACAUCACUCGAGCAAUUGAGUGGAUGAAAUGCUCUUAUUUGUAUGUCCGAAUGAAAAAGGACCCUGGAAAAUAUGCAAUCAAGAAAGGAAUAACUAUUAACCAGAUAGAGAAGCAUAUGCAAGAGAUCUGCCUUCAGAAAGUACAUGAGUUGUCGCAGCAUCAAAUGAUCUGGACUGAUGAUGAUGGAUUUCUCAUAAAGCCAUUAGAGCCUGGUCAUCUGAUGACAAAGUACUAUCUAAAAUUUGACACAAUGAAGUACAUAAUGCAGGCUCCUGCAAAUUGCAGUUUGGAGGAUGCACUUCAUGUCAUAUGCCAUGCCGAGGAACUUUCUUGGAUACAAUUAAGACGCAAUGAGAAGAAGCUUCUGAAUGACAUUAAUGCUGAUAAGGAUGGAAGGCUUCGGUUUCACAUCACUGGUGAUAAAGGAAAACCAAAAAAGCGUAUUCAAACCAGAGAAGAGAAGAUCUUCAUCCUGACAAAUGAUUUUCUAACUGGCGAUCCCUUAGUUCAUGAUUUGUCCAUGACCCAGGAUAUGAACUCUAUCUUUCCAAAUGGAUCGAGAGUUGCGAAGUGCUUGAAAGACUAUUUUCUGUACAAGAAAAACUACAUGGGAGCAGUUAACUCCGCCAGAUUGGCCAAGUCGUUGCAUCAAAAGCUCUGGGAUGACAGUAAAUAUUUGCUGAAACAAUUGCCUGGCAUAGGAAUGGUGACUGCCAAGGGUCUGCUUUCCAUGGGAAUUGAUUCAUUUGAGAAACUAAACGAUGCUGAUCCAAGGAGGAUAGAGAUAGUCACUGGACGCAAAUAUCCAUUUGGGAAUCAAAUCAAGGAGUCUCUACAGUCAUUACCUCCAAAGGUUGAGAUGAAAGCCGAGGAAAUUGAAUGUGAUAGACAAGGAAAGGCUAAGGUGUCAAUCACAUUGACUCGCCUAUUGCAGUCAGUUCUAUCAAAUAAAGGACAUUAUGCUGACAUGAUUGUGGGUUCAGAAGAAGAUAAUUGCAUCCAUUUCCACAAAAAAAUAAGAGUGGCUGAGUUCAGCAGCCCCUAUAACACAACAGUUUACGUGUCACGUCCAAGGCAUGGAAAGUUGACCGUCAAGGCUGACCUGAUUUUCGAAGAAUACUUGGGCAUUGAUCUGCACCAUACUGUUCAAUUGAAGGAGAACCAACCAAGCACAGAUAAUGAAGGUGAUAACAAGAAGCCUUCAUCUUUCCCUCCAUCAGGAGCAGUGGAUACAAAAAACUACAACAGUAAAAGCACAUCAAAUGCUGUAGCAAGAAGCUUUCAUAAUUUCCACAAGUCUAAAAGCAAAAGCAAUUCUGGGCCCAGUUUUGACCUCAUAGAUGAAGAAUUGGCAGAAGUUAAUGAAGGUGAGCCUGCAAAGAGAGAUGACGAUGACAGUGACUGCAAGAUCAUAUCCGAAACUACUGUCUUUGACCAUAUACGUGAAAAGGCCAAAUGCUUUCCUGCACUGCCUGCAUCGAGCUCUUCCUCCUCUCCAUCGCGUCAACUGCUGGACAUACAAAGAAAGCGCAGCCGUGCAAAGCCACAAAAGCUCCCUGAGUUGAUAGAAAUUCAGGAAGAGACAGAGGGAUGGGAUACCAAUGACAACUUUAAUGCAUGCGAUGCCGAUGACGAUUCGAGUUCAAAGCAGCAUUUUGCAGAUGCAUUCUCAGUGCCAGUGAGCGCCGAAGGUGGAUUUCCUUCCAAACCUAAAGAAAAUGCAUCCAUGGCUUUGAAUGAAGAAACGGUGUUCGGUCACAUUCGUAAGAAAUCUAAGAACCUCCCGGUCCUCACUGGCCUGAACAUGUUAGAAUCCAAGACGUUCAUCGGGACAAAGGAGCACUCAUUCGAGGAGCAGGAGCAGCCUCAUCACAUUAAAUCCAGAGACAUUCUUAGAGAUGACCCUAGCAUCUCGAAUACAGAGCCCAUGCAGGUGGGAAAAGAUCCACGCCAUACACAUUCACUUGGAGUUUUGAGGACGAGUAUUGACAUAUCUUCGAUGAAGAUGCUCUUGUUUGAUAGCCCCGCAGCGAAGAAGAAUGCCUCGCAGGCCAACCCGCACAAAUCUCCUGGAGUUUGCAAGAAGCUCGAUCGCUCUCGCAGUGGACUAACUGCAAGUACAGCCAAGGAAGCGGACUCGUGCCUCGGGUUCAGGAGCGUCUUCUCAUUCCUCUGAUCUUAUUUGCCAAGAAACAAACGCCAUUAUCGCAUUCUGAAAAUUCCCAUUCCUUUCCGUCCCUCGGUGGUCUCUCUGUCAGUCACCGAGAAUUCGCCAUUAUCCAUCACCUGAUUCAAAAGCCCGCGUAAUGGACUGCAGAGGCAUAAUAUGAAUGCCUUGAGAUCCAAAACGCCAUAGGUGCGAACUUGCCUGCUCUGCUACAGCUCAACCCCCACGCAUGCAUGUAGAUAAGCUGUGCUCAACACGAGAGUUGACCUGUUCAACGAGUUCAGUUAAAUGAACAUUUUGAAUCUGACGAACGUUCGAAUGCAUUGAUGAGUACAUCGAACUAUAAGCUGAGAAGCUGCAAAUCGAAGGACAGUUGGGUCGCGCAAAGCACUUCAUUUGUUCAACGUUUUCGACAUAUUGUCCUUCGUUCGACAAAUUUCACUUUAUGUACCCUCUUUAACAAAACUCAAUUUAGUUUAAUAAGGUCGGGUUCGUUUU